AUGCAUGAUCCAAGACAACCUCAUUUACAAGCUCUGAGACGCAUCAUCCGAUAUAUAAAAGGUACUCUGACUCAUGGACUUCAGCUGGUAAAGGGACACGUAGAUUGUCUCACUGCAUAUUCUGAUGCUGAUUGGGGUGGCUGUCCGGAUACAAGAAGAUCUACCUCAGGCUACUGUGUCUUUCUCGGGCCAAAUCUUGUGUCGUGGUCAGCCAAGCGACAACCAACGAUAUCACGCUCGAGCUCAGAAGCAGAAUACAAAGGUGUAGCAAACACUGUAGCUGAACUAUGUUGGAUACGAAAUCUGCUGUUGGAACUUCACUGCACCAUCAACAAGGCUUCGAUUGUUUACUGUGACAACAUCAGUUCAGUUUACCUUGCUUCAAACCCAGUAAAGCACCAACGAACGAAACAUAUAGAGCUUGACAUCCACUUUGUUCGUGAGAAGGUUGCAAUUGGAGAAGUUAAGGUUAUCCAUGUCCCCUCCUCUCUCCAAUAUGCUGACAUAUUCACAAAGGGUUUACCGACAAGUCUAUUCAACGAAUUUCGAACCAGUUUGACCGUGCGGAAACCCGACGCUCCAACUGAGGGAGGGUGA
Microthlaspi erraticum is the source of this 597-nucleotide messenger RNA. NCBI's taxonomy places the organism in Eukaryota, Viridiplantae, Streptophyta, Magnoliopsida, Brassicales, Brassicaceae. The record is from the annotation of a GenBank genome assembly.